AUGGCGCAUCUUCUCAACGAGACGUUUGCGCGGAAGAGCGAGCAGAACCAAGCAGUGUUCGUGACAUUUGUUACGGCCGGAUUCCCCAAAAAGGAAGACACGCCGGAUAUUUUACUUGCGCUCGAGCAGGGUGGCGCAGACGUGAUCGAAGUCGGCGUGCCUUUUAGCGACCCCCAGGCGGACGGCCCUGCGAUCCAGGACAGCAACAAGAUUGCGUUGCAAAAUGGCGUUGGCUACGCCCAGUGCCUCGAGUACGUAAAAGAGGCGCGUGCCAAGGGCCUCAAGGUGCCCGUCGUGUUCAUGGGCUACUACAACCCCCUGCUGGCCUACGGCGAGGAGCGUGCGGUGCACGACGCGCGCGAGGCCGGUGCGAAUGGCUUCAUCAUGGUCGACCUGCCGCCGGAGGAGGGCGAGUCGUUCCUCGAGGCGUGCCGCAAGGAGGACAUGGCCUUUGUGCCGCUCAUUGCACCGACGACCGACAUGAAGCGUGUUCGCUACCUCUCGACGCUCGCCAACUCGUUCAUGUACGUCGUUUCCAAGCUCGGCACGACCGGUGCGGCGUCUAGUGUCUCGUCGUCGCUGAGCGACAUGAUGUCGCAGAUCCGCGAGGCGACCGACAAGCCGCUCGCCGUCGGCUUUGGUGUCUCGACGCGCGACCACUUUAUCGAGGUCGGCGAGCUGGCCGACGGUGUUGUGAUCGGCAGCAAGCUCGUGGAGAAGCUCAAGAAUGCGCCGCCGACGACCGCCGGCCGCGUCGACGCGGCCCGCGCGUUCUGCGAGGAGAUUACCGGUGUGCGCGAAGGCGGCAUCGAGCGCCGCAAGCGCCUCAAGACGCGCAAAGAAGACACGACGCCCGCCGACCCCGAUGCGCCGCCCAAGGUGCCGGACGACCGCCAGCCUCGCUUUGGCAAGUUUGGCGGCCAGUACAUCCCCGAGGCGCUCUUCCGGUGCCACCUCGAGCUGGAGAAGGCGUACGAGCAGGCAAAGAACGACCCUGCGUUCUGGGAAGAGUUCCGCAGCUACUACGAGUACAUCGGCCGCCCCAGCAAGCUGUACUAUGCCGACCGCCUGACGGCGCACGCGGGCGGCGCCAAGAUCUGGCUCAAGCGCGAGGACCUGAACCACACCGGCAGCCACAAGAUCAACAAUGCGAUCGGCCAGGCGAUCCUCGCGAAACGCCUCGGCAAGACGCGCAUCAUCGCCGAGACCGGUGCGGGCCAGCACGGUGUCGCGACGGCCACCGCCUGUGCCAAGUUUGGCCUGGAGUGUGUGGUUUACAUGGGCGCCGAGGACGUGCGCCGCCAGGCGCUCAACGCCUUCCGCAUCCGCAUGCUCGGCGCCAAGGUCGUGCCGGUGGAGAGCGGGAGCAAGACGCUCAAGGACGCGAUCAACGAGGCGAACCGCGACUGGGUGACCAACAUUCACAACACGCACUACCUCGUCGGCUCGGCGAUCGGUCCCCACCCCUUCCCGUCGCUGGUGCGUGAUCUGCAGUCGGUCAUCGGCCACGAAGCCAAGGACCAGCUCCACGAAAAGACUGGCAAGCUCCCCGACGCAGUCGUUGCGUGCGUCGGCGGCGGCAGCAAUGCGAUCGGUAUCUUCCAUCCGUUUGUGGACGACAAGUCGGUGCGCCUCGUCGGUGUCGAGGCCGGCGGUCACGGUGUCGAUACGGACAACCACUCCGCGACAUUGUCCAAGGGCCGCCCCGGUGUGCUGCACGGCGUGCGCACCUACCUGUUGCAGGACAGCGACGGGCAGAUCACCGAGACGCACUCGAUCAGUGCCGGCCUCGACUACCCCGGUGUGGGCCCCGAGCACGCGUUCCUCAAGGACAGCAAGCGUGCAGACUCCUGA
This is a messenger RNA of Malassezia japonica, 1854 nucleotides long. It is a transcript of the gene TRP1, whose product is annotated as tryptophan synthase. Gene Ontology annotation, biological process: L-tryptophan biosynthetic process. The transcript has 2 exons. Gene Ontology annotation, molecular function: tryptophan synthase activity. The record is from RefSeq and is a predicted model, not a curated record. Bases 1 to 1854 code for a protein of 617 amino acids. Lineage: Eukaryota; Fungi; Basidiomycota; Malasseziomycetes; Malasseziales; Malasseziaceae. Gene Ontology annotation, cellular component: cytoplasm.